Molecule: messenger RNA, 1868 nt
Organism: Oryzias melastigma (Indian medaka)
Lineage: Eukaryota; Metazoa; Chordata; Actinopteri; Beloniformes; Adrianichthyidae
Product: interferon-induced protein 44-like
Exons: 7
Coding region: 505-1839 (444 amino acids)
Source: RefSeq, a predicted model, not a curated record
GGGUUAUGUUGCUUAAUUUUCAGCAAGUCAGUCUUUAUUAAAUUGACUAAAUGAUUUUAGAUUGUGUUGUUCAUUGUAAUUGUAUUUACUUAGCUUUGAUUUUAAGGUUUAGAUGAAAGACUUGAUCUAGAAAACGUAAUAUUUCAUUAGAUAAAUUAAAGAUUUGAAUUUAUUUUUUCCCCAAUUGUGAACAUUGAACGUGGCCAGGAGUACAGUUACCCUUUUUCUGUUGUGCAUAUGAGGGCUUUACUCCCUUUUUCACUCAACCUAUCUUUAAGAAUUGCAAAAUCCUCCCUGUGUGUAAAAGAAGAAAAGAUAAAAAAGGAAACAACUGGUUUGGAUGCGGUAUAAAAUAAAUGUAUGUGUCCACUGCUUAUUGCUAGUUUUGGCCUCAUUAAAUAGUAACUAAUAGUUACUUUUAUCUGUGCUUUUUUUGCAGGUUUGAUCUUGACACAGAAAAAAAAAGAUAAAUCAGCAUUUUCCACUGUAUUACUGUCAGUCAAGAUGAACUCCAAGCUCACAGACGAGCAGCAGACAGCAAUCUGCUCUCAGCUGGGAAAUGUCAAACUGAAUUUGCUCUACAAAGCCAGCAUCCAUGGUUUCACUGGAGAAGCUUUCCACAAACACUGUGACAAAAAGUCACCCACUGUGUCUGUGGGCUACAACAAAUCUGGACGUGUGUUUGGAGGCUACACCAGUCAACCGUUCAGUCAGUUUGGAGGGUUUGUAAAAGAUGAUGAGGCCUUUGUGUUCUCCUUCAGUGGAGAAAGGCUCAACAAAUAUUCAGUAAAUAAUUCUUCAUAUGCAGUGAGAAUGACCAAGAAUAGUGGUCCUAACUUUGGGGACACACUGAUUCUUGUCCAUAAAGACGAACAAAAAGUCUACAGCAAUCAAAGCAGUUUUACAGGUUAUCUUUACACAAAAUAUUACACCUUCACUGCUGAAAAGAUGCACGGAAAUGACUUGGACCUGACUGACUGCGAAGUUUACCAGGUGGAAGAAUGCCUCCAAUUUGAAAACCCAUGGAGGACAGUGACUUGGACUUCUGAGGAAAAGGAGAAGUUGAUGGAGAGAAUUAAAUCCUACAAACCUUCGAUCAGCUCCGUGUCUGAAGCUCGGGUUUUACUUGUUGGACAAGUUGGAGCUGGAAAGUCCAGUUUCUUCAAUUCUUUCAAAUCUAUUUUUAAAGGCCGUGUCAGUGGCCAGGCCAUAAAUGGUACCUGCUCCACCUCUGUGACAUCACAGUUUCGCACCUUUAUUGUGAAGCCUGAACAUGAAGAAAAACCUCUGCCACUCAUCCUUUGUGAUAUCAUGGGACUGGAGGCAAAAGAGGGGGAGGGGUUUCAUGUGGAUGAUAUCACUAACAUCGUCAGUGGUCACACACCAGACACGUAUCAGUUCAGCCCCUCUGGUCCUCUGCAUUCUGAGGCUCAAGGUUUCUGCAAGAAUCCAGAACUCAAAGACAAGAUCCACUGUGUGACUUAUGUCGUAGAUGCCAGCACGAUCUCCAUCAUGCCCCAAAAUAUGGAGGAUAAACUGAAAGCUAUCCGCAAGAAAGUCAACUUGCAUCGUAUCCCUCAGCUGGUGUUGCUCACUAAAAUAGAUGAGGCCUGCCCUUUGGUGAAAAAAGAUGUCACAAAUGUCUACAAGAGCAAAUACAUCAAGAAAUUAAUGCAGGAGGCUGCCAGUCGCUUUGGUGUACCUUUGUCCUUCCUUGUUCCAGUGAAGAACUACAGUGAGGAGCAGGAAUUGGACAUGAACAUCGACAUCCUGCUGCUCAGAGCGGUUGAUCAGAUUCUUCACCUUGUGAAUGACUUCUUUGAUGAGCACAGAGACUGAAUGAGCAAUACUGCAAUCCUCCUCUUAGC